This is a messenger RNA of Ctenocephalides felis (cat flea), 1729 nucleotides long. RefSeq names its product probable G-protein coupled receptor 27. Bases 335 to 1729 code for a protein of 464 amino acids. NCBI's taxonomy places the organism in Eukaryota, Metazoa, Arthropoda, Insecta, Siphonaptera, Pulicidae. The transcript has 8 exons. Gene Ontology annotation, cellular component: membrane. Gene Ontology annotation, molecular function: peptide binding; G protein-coupled receptor activity. The record is from RefSeq and is a predicted model, not a curated record. Gene Ontology annotation, biological process: G protein-coupled receptor signaling pathway.
GUUUGUGUUGAGUGCAUAGUACUUGAUGUUUCGGUUUACGUAGUAGAGGAAUUAUGCUGUAUGGCGCUUUUUUUACUGACGAGGAGUUUAAACUGAGGAUCGAAACGUGAUCCAAUUUUCUCGAGAUCGCCGAACACUACAGAUAACAUUGUUUAAUUCAAUCAGGUAAAUCCAGAUGAUGUGGAUACAAAAACUCAAUAAAACAUAAGAAAGAAAACACACGACAUAUGAAAAUCCAUAAAGGAAAUAUAGCAGAAGCUCAAUCAAAUGGAAUUCUGGAAAUUCAAACCAUGCUGAGCCAGAAGGAAACUACCUGUAAUUUUCAUCUUAAAAUAUGAGCCCCAUAGUGUUAAUACAAGACGACGCCUCGAAUGAAACUGAUUUGUCCUUGGGUUGGUCUGCCGGCGUGGACGGUCCAGCAUGUGUGGUUUUGCUGGUGGCCUAUGCGAUCGUCCUACUGACCGGAGUAGCAGCCAACGCGAGCCUUUUGGCAGCCUUGUGCGCCCAACAAGGUCGCGCUCGCAGCCCGAUGUUAUUCGCGGUCUGCCUGGCGGACCUCGUCGUUUGUGGAUGCAGUGUGCCCCUAUCAGCUCUUCUUCUGGUCACGGCAGCAGCAAAGAGGCCUUGGCAGUUCUCCGCCCUGGCUUGCCGAACAACGCACUUUAUGCAGAUCUUUCCAGUAGCGGCAAGUACGUUAUCGUUAAUGGGUCUUGCAAUGGAUCGUUACUUGACUGUGAAGCGUCCACGAUUAUCUUCCCAGAGCGGCAUACCAGGUGCGUUUUCGGCCGUCGGAGCAUGGCUGGCUGCUGCGUUGCUCUGUGCACCAGAACUCCUCGGCCGGCAAGUGCGCGAGGAAGAUUUACAUUGUGUGGACACGUCGACGCCGAAUCACAUACGAAUGCUUUUGUUAGUGAUUAUAUUCGCGGUGCCAGCGGUGGCCGUCGUAGGCGCCCAUCUGGGAGUGCGUUCCGAACUUUGCGCGUUAUCUUUGACCGCUCGUGCCGCACACGGCGAGUUGCCUCUACCGGUGCCUCUGCUACGGCGUUCGACUCACGUCGUAAUAGUAGCUGGAAUGGGGCCGCCUGGUCGAGAGACGUUAUAUCGACGCGAUUCGGCGGACGGCGCCGAGGCCGAGUUAGCGGAACGCGCCCGCUGCAUGCGACCACCUGUCGUGAAUCAUCAUCCACCGGCAACUCGCGGUCCCCAGCGCGGUCCGUCUAGACAUGCACAACGAAAUGCGGAACCGCAGCCCCCAGAAGGUCGUCGCCCACAGGCAUCAACCUUGCGCAGCAGACGACGCCUGGCAAACAUGCUUGUGGCGGUGGCGGUUGCGUUUGCGGCUUGCUGGGCUCCGCACGUCCUUGUCACGUUCUUGCCGACUGUACCCGCACGGGUCUCUCAGUUCGCUCUGCUUCUAGGCCAUGCACACUCUGCACUAAAUCCGGUGGUAUAUUGGGCGUUGAAUUAUCAAUCACUCGGCAGUUUCAUACCAUGUGCACAUUUCAAGUUGCGGAAACAUUUUCGCUUCCCGGCGGCUCCUCCGCCUCCUUCGUCAACGAAUGAAGCGGCUCUGGGGCCGUUUAAUCCGCGCUACAUAAAGGCAAGGCCGCCGCCCCUCGGCCGCCCGCUUCAUCGCAUUACCUAUAUUAGAAGCUCAAAUGCCCCACUGACUGAUACGUUGACCAACUGCUCCAUGAUGGGCUCGUUCACCCUUUAUGAUAGAUUUUAG